Messenger RNA from Porites evermanni, 21222 nucleotides. Lineage: Eukaryota; Metazoa; Cnidaria; Anthozoa; Scleractinia; Poritidae. The record is from the annotation of a GenBank genome assembly.
AAUCACUUUCGAAGGCGCCAUGUUUGUUUAGAAGUUAGCCAUGAGUUCGAAGAAGAAGAAAAGUGAUGGACGAUCUGGGGAGUUAGAGAAAGCGGAAGAAGUGUUUCAAGCUGUUAUACUUACAGAUAGUUUCAACUUCAGAUUCUUACCGAUAACUCUUGAGACACCAAGGGUAAGUGAACUCCAAAUCACAUGUUCCUCCCAGCUAAUUUUUUUUUCGUUUUUUUUUGUUUCAAAAUUAAGUUUUCUUUAAAUAAAUUUAUAAAACGUUUUAUUUAAUGUCUUGUAUUGAUGCGUCUCCCCCGUUGCAGGCCCCUUGUUAUGAAGAUGUUCGAUAAAACAUUCUUUUAUUUUCUGUUCUGUGAGCUGAGGAAGGUCUAAGCAAGUUCCUAUUCUCAUCGAUCUAAAUUGGAAGUACGCCUGCUAUUGUUUGUGGGAAUAGGCCACUUGCACUAAGAGGUCACGUGACCAGUGCUUCCUUUAAACAAUGAGUUGGAAUCUUGCUGAUGCCAAAAAUUGACAGAGCACAUAAAAGUUAUCUUACGCCCGAAAUUUUAGCAGAAAUGCAUUUAAGGGAGAUAUUUUAUGGGACUUUGAUUUUUCACCAAAGUGGUAUGAUUUGUAUUGGCCACCAUGUUGGAGGGCAUACUUUUGGCCUCCAACAUGGUGGCCAAAACUACUUUAUGCUGAUAUCUCGUUAAACGUUUGAUAGUUACGCUGAGAUGUGCUGUAAACGUUACCACAUCAUAUUUUCAACAUUUUCCAAAGUUUAAGUGCAAAAUUUGUGUUCAGAAAGAGGUAAUUUAUAAUUUUACAAAUCACAUUUUGGUCACAUGACCUGUUAUGAACUUACUCAUUUUAAGAAAAUGGUGCCGGUUUGAAAAACCAAAUCACCAUUAGUUUGUUUAAGAUGUGACCCGCUAAUCAUUUUUUGAAGGCAAAAAUCAUUUAACUUUCAUUUUCAUAAAAACAAUGUCACAUGACCUCUCAGUGAAAAUGGCCUGUUAGGGUAUCAUUUGGGUCAUUGAUCUAUUGUUUAGUUAGCUAAUUGUACAACAUGUUCUGUUCUCCCGGGCGGAGUAUUGGGUUAUCCCUCUCACAUGCGUUUACAUGAAAUUUCUAAGCCUUUUUCUAAGUUUUUGAAAUUUCAGCUCAAGAACUGUCAUGAAAGACUAAGUCUCUUCAAUUUUAAAUGAAAAAAAAGGAAGUCAAGAAAUAUGUCAAGCGGGAUCAAACCCAGCACUGUGGGUCCACAAUCCAUCACCCUAUCCACUAGACCACGGAGGAAUUGCUGCCCAAAAGAGUUUUAAUUUAGAUAUUCAUAGUGACAACCCUAACAAUAAAUGAAAGCUAACCAAAUCCAAGUCAUUACUUAACCGUAAUCAGUGGUUAGCCCCAAUCACUAUUUACAGUGCUUAACCCUUAUCACUACAGUCACUGCUUAAUAGAAGCAAUUAUUUUGUAUAGGCGUCAUAAGGUGUCCAACCCCAUACUCCGCUAGGGAGUUAAUUUUUCCUUCUGAGAGAUUCUGGUGCCCUUAUCUGAGUAUUGCAUGCAUGAUGAAUGUACAAGAGGUGCUUCCUCAAUAACCUAUAAUGACGGCAAACGGUCAAAUUCGGCCCUAGGGGGAGGGGGGGAGGAGCUUGGCCUUUAUUUGGAUCUGCUCCUGGACAGUAUGUGAGUUUUUCCUAAACAGAGUAUAAAAUGUCAUGCGAGUCUGUCUGUCAAGUCUUAUAAACAGCGUAUUACCUGCAUGACUGAUUUGAUUUGCUCGAUGAACUUUGUUGGUACUGCAAGUAUACAGAAGCAAUGACUGUAACAUGUAUUUGUUCGAUUGCAAUAAUUUCCAGUUAGUGGCUUUAAAAACAGAAUGAAAAAACAGAAAAAAUUUUAUAUAAACAUUAAAUUUGUGCAGGCACUAAACUCAUAUAAUUUAAAACAUAUUUGUAAAGAAUCCAAACAGAACACUUAGGAGGAUUAAAAGAUGCCAACUGGUCGAAGGCAAGAUUGAAAAAAGGCUACUACUCAUGGUCAGAGUGGGAAAUUGAACCCAAGAUUUUUGGAUUGCUGGUCCAACGUACAGGCCAUUUGGCCUUGUUUUUUCUGAAGUAAUGUUAUUAUUUUUGUUGUCAGGUGUGGCUGUGGAUUGCAGUUCUGAUCAUGAUUAUAAGGAUAGUUCUUGAACUAUUUGUCUAUUAUACCUAUAGGCUUUGCUACCAUUGGUAAAUGUUCCUCUCCUGGAUUACACUAUUGAAUUUCUUGUUGAAGCUGGAGUCCAGGAAAUUUUUGUCUUCUGCUGUAGACAUGUUGAUCAAAUCAAGAAACAUUUAAGGUGCGUGACAAUUGAGUGGUGAUGGUGAUGGCUCGAAGAUAAUUAUUAGCACUUGAGUGCUACACUGUAAAUUUGAGGAUAAAUAUAGCUUAUUGACUGAUUGAUUGAACAGUAGAAAGAGUCUGAGGAAAAUGGCUUUAAAAGCUUUUAAAAGUGACUCUUCAUUUAAAGUGUUCUCCUUAUCAGGUAGUAACUGGUAAAAUUUAAGGCUUGAGCAACACUUCUUGCCUCCUGUAACCACUUGAAGUGUUACUAAAAUUACAUAAGUUGUUUAAAAAAUAUGCAAGUUGUGAUCCAAGCCAAUCCCUCACAAGAAAAGAAAUAGGGAAUAAACAAGAAGUAUACACAGCUUUUGUCUAUGAGUACUUUAUUUAAAAUGCUUACUGGUACCUUUCAAAGCAUUGCAGGCGAACAAUUUUUUUGUGGGCUUCUAUCACAAUUCUAGACUUUCUUGACCAGCAGGAAAAGUUUUCGACUUCUGCAACUUGUGUUACUGAAUUGACCCUACUAGCAAAGGCUGCCUUCAUUCAUAAAAUUCUUUGUUUUGAGGUGAUUAAAAUAUUUUUUGGUCAGAUCAAUAAUGGUUGACAGGAUGCUAAAAAAUAAAAGCCUUCGUGAAUGCUAAAGUUUAGAUAUUCAAGACUGUAAAUGAGUGUAGACAGAUUUGCAAAGAUCCGAAGCAGACAGACUGCUGAUUUCAAAACAAUUCUUCAUGUAGACCACCCUAAAGGUAACACUGCAUGAAAAUUACUGCUUUUAUAAAGUACAUUGUAUAAAUUGUAACUCUUUAAGAGUAAAUUUUAAAAUUGUUAUAAGUUUUUAACCUCUGAUCUGAAGGCAGAUAGCUUACCAUGCUGAUUUGCCGAAAAAAGGUAUCAUGAAAAUGAAGGAGAGACAUUGAACUUAGCUCCUGAAAUUUUUCUUCGAAGGGUGGGACCAUAACACUUCCCCCUCAACUUUCAAUUAGUAUUUGCAUUUCUUAUCGUCCAGAUUGUGUGUGUUCAUGUUAUAAUUUCUAUUCCAACAACAAUGAUUUGUUUCCUGGCAGUCAAUCAAAGUGGACAAGCUCAAGAGGUCCAUGUGAUGUGAAAACCAUUGUUUUUGAAGAUUGCUUGUCUCUAGGAGAUGCUCUUCGAGAAAUUGACAGACAGGUACAAAAGCAUUAUUGUUACACGUAAUCAUUUGUUUGUGAGCAAUUUAACUUGAUGACUGAAUACUUGAUCAACAUUUUUUAAGCUUUUUUUUUAUUAUAAUUACCUAUUUGUAACUCUUUUUUUUGCAGUCUUUUCUCAAGAAUGAUUUUGUUUUAGUAAGUGGUGACAUAGUAUCAAAUAUGAAAUUAGAUCAAGUUCUGAAGGAACACAAGUAAGUUUUGUACAGUCAAUCCCUUGGUAAAUGUACAGUGUACAACAAAUUUCAUUUUCUGUCUGCAGUUAUACACAAUGUACAGAGUAGGACCCCAAUAUUAUGUAUCCCCAUUUAAAUGAAUGACUUUUCCAGCCCCCUUACACUGGUGUUAGCAUGAUAUUGGUGCCUUGCCAUAUGAUAACAACAUACAUGUCCAGUCAUGUACAUUUUGGUAGUACCAAAUAAUUAUUUUUAGCAUUAUUUUAGGUUAACACUCAAAUGGUAUAAAUUAUUAGUAUUCUAUCCCUAAAAUCACGGUGGUGGUUGUUACCAAGUUUAUAUAAUGGCGUGAGACCCAGUUUUUCUCUUACUCUUUGUGAGCUGUCAGAUAGUGAGAUUGUUGGCCAAUGAGAAUGUGUUAUUUGCCAUUGCUGUCUAGUAGCACCACCAGUGCUUUCAAUAAGCACCAAUGGUGGAUGAAAAACAUUGGCUUCUUCCCCCCUCAGAGAAGUCACCUACGCACCUUCUUUCCCUAUUAAAGAAGCGGUUUAUUCAAACUUUGUUGGUGUAGUCACUCACUCCAGUUGUAUAGUGUAUUUUAAUAAUAUUUAUUAAUGCAUGUAGGCUUCACUGGGAUGUAUACCUGCACAUGUACAUGUUGUUUUUAGUUGAAAAUUUAUAUAAGAACAGUUUUUUACAACUUGCGGUAAUCAUUGUUCUUGCUACAGUAUCAGACGAAUAUUUGGGACCCUUCCACUGAACACUGUUUUUUUCCUUCUUGCCCAUCUCCUCUCCCUCCCAAUGUUGUUUAUCGCAGUUAACUCACCAAAUUUUGUUUAUCAAGAGGGAGGGUGUGAAGACAGUAAAGAGUCCCCAACAAUUUUUACCGAGACUGUACGUUGUAGGUCACCUUUUUUUUCGAACCAGGUAAUUUUUUUAUUUUCUGUGUUUAAGAUCAAUAUUUGUUUUAAAAGUGAUCUUAAUAUUGCCUAUUUAUUCUCCUUAUCUAUCAUCCUUCCUGCCCCAAAGAAGAUUCUUUUUUUGUUAUACAGAGGGUGUGGCUAAGAUGUAAAGAUCCAUGAUAUUGAGCUUCCACUGUAUUGAAAGUGUCCUUUUGAUUGACAGAGACAGACGGAAAAAGGAUAAAUCAUCACUCAUGACGAUGGUCUUUAAAGUCGCUAAUCCUGGACACAGGACAAGGUGUCUGUUAAUUACCUUAACUGAUUCAUUAAUAUUAUUAUUUUAAGUUAUGUUGGAAUGAAAUUGCAAAAUUACUAUACACCAACCCCGUUACCUUUUUUUGUAACCUUUUUUUCACUUUAAUUUUUGUAUAAUUAUCGUAGGUGCCGGGAAGAAGACCUUAUAGUUGCUAUGGAUUCAACAACAGGGAGAAUUCUACACUGUGAUAAGACAGCUAGCAAAAAGCAAUUCUCAUUUCCUUUGGUAAUGAAUUAAUAUUCUUUAAAUUAAUUUUCAAAUGAUUAAAGGGUUAUUAACCUUUUAUUUCCCAAGAGUGACCAACAACAAUCUUCUCCAAACAAUGUCAAUUAUAUGUAAUAAAGAAAAAUAGUUAUUAGAAUUAAUAAAAUGAUCACCAUUAGAAGGGAAAAAUUCUUUGAUCUUUCAUCAAAUUCUCUCUGCUAAUUUCGUAAGGAAAUGAAUGGACGUCAGUCUGGAGAAUUUAAGUGUGGAUAUUAGGUCUUGAAGGGUUAAAUCAAAUAGGUCCAGUGUACACUAAUCCUUGUCAUAACUGAUUAACAUCAAAUUCUGCCUUUUUUCAUAAGCUAAAGCAAGGCUGUUUGGAAGGAAAAUGUAGACUGCCAGUAACCACUUAUGGCCUUUUCCCAUGCCCCCCUUUAUUAUUUUUUGUAUUUCUCUAACAAUUCAUCAUUAACCUUCUUAAAUCGGAACAGUGGCAUGUAAAGAAAGUCAUGUCUAGUAGCCCAGGGCUUGUGAAUUUAGCUAUUGGGUAAGUGAAUUCUAUUCUUGACUUGCCCAACUGGCAGGUGAGGUUUUUUGAGGAAUUCAAAUCACAGAUGAACUGUUAUCAAUCCUGCUCAUCAAAAUAAUAUAUUUUUUGGACUAGUUAAAAUGAGUCUUGGGCUAGUACAUGCUAUCUACAGCUUGCCCAAAUGGCAAGCUGUAAAACUGACUUUCUUUGCACCCUGUCCAGCGACUCAAAAUAAUCAUGAUUCUUUUUUUAAAUUUCUUUCUGCAGAGUUUAUUCACAGGAAACAAUGAUAUUCAAAUAAGAUAUGAUCUCUUGGACUGUAACAUUUCUAUAUGCUCAACAACGGUGAGUUACCUGUUAUUUUUUGUUUAAUUUUUUUUAACUGUAGUACAGUUGAACCUCUAUGUACUAACGGGGAUGUCACUAAGAUUUCAAGUUGCUGGCUAAGUAGGCGGAGAAUCAAACAGCUAGGGAUUUCUUUUGGUUUUAUUUUGCUUCUAUUUUCCUAUGCAAGUAGCUGGGGGCCACGUUCUUAAUAGUCAGGGGAAAUCCCCGGUCCCCUUCUCUUCAUGACAGCCCUGUACUAAGCAGCCACUUGCUAUUAAUUGGGCAGUAAUUGAAGUAACUAAAACCUCUAUCAGGUGGCCACCUCCAUCGAGCAGCCCUGCCUACCUUUUUGCCAUCCCAAUGAGAGUUCUCCUUUUGUUGUUACCUUUAAUAAAGUGGCCAUCAAGGGCUCGAUACUCUUAGUUUGGUUUUAUGUUAAAAAUGUAAUGAAGGAAAAUACAAUUCAGAGAUACAUGUAGUAGGUGACGGCCGAUUGUGGACCAGUAAUGACACUCUUAUUGCAUACUUGUUUCAAAAUAAGGUGAUGUUUGUGCUAAAAAUUAUGCAAAUUUAUGACAAACCUCUAUUGAGCGGCCAACCUCUAUCAAGUAGCCAAGUUCGCACACCAAUUUGGCUGCUUAAGAGAGGUUCAGCCGGACACGUAAAAGGCAUCUGACUAAAAUUAUAUUUGUUGUUGCUUCUUAGGUUCCACAGUUGUUUACAGAUAAUUUUGAUUACCAAACUAGAGAUGACUUUGUCAGAGGAAUCCUUGUAAAUGAAGAGGUAAGGCUCUUUUUCGUUAUUACUGACAUUAUUAUUAUCAGGGGUCACAGUAUAUUAGCCAGCCUAUCAGCCUGUAGGCCCGGGCCUACAAAGUUUUGGUUUGAUCACUCUACCGCUUGUAAUAAGUGCAUUCUUGGGGUGAGCUAAAAAGCUUAAGAGCUCAAAGUGUUGGUCAGGUUGGUGCAUACUAGUUAUGCAUGCAAUUUUCAGGAUGUGUGGAAAUGAAAGUCAGCCAGGCCUACAACUAGUUGAAAAGCUGGCUCAAAGCUGAUUAAUAUUAUUUUAUGUUGAAGAUGGGCUGUGGGCCCAGAUAGUGGGGCACAGAAAAUACAAAUUAAGGCUGAUUUAACUUUCAUUUUAAAGUUUUAUGUUGAUUUUAAGUGCAUUGAAUUAAUUUUGUUCGGUGCAUUGUGUACUUGUGUAAAUAUAUAUAUUGACCUACAUGUAUAAAAUGUACAGUAAGAGCAUUCAAAUAUUGGCAACACAAGAAAAUGUCAAAUUCCCUGCUUUCCCUUUCUAUUUCAUUGCAAAAAUGCAUCAAGAAUUACAUGUAGUCUCAGCCCUGUGCAUUGUUGUUGCUGAGGGAUGCUUACUUGCAUAUUUUUAACUCUGCUGAUAUGUAAACUACACACUUCUCUGGUUGUAGUUCUUUUUGUGUGCAAUAAAAUUUUCGUUUUGUUCAUAUUUGUCACAAUAUUUUUCUUGUUUUAGAUAAUGGGCAAUCAGAUUCAUUCAUUUCUUAUAAGCAACAAGUAUGUUGCUAGAGUUUCAAAUCCUUACAUGUACGAUACUGUCAGGUGAGUGAACUGUCUUUGAAUAAAAUUGAUUCACACAUUUUAGUUUCAAUACACAGUGUUUUUUCAGCUGUAAAAUUUCCAUUUCUGCCUUGAAUUCCUCUUUACUUGUAAUGGGUAUGGACUUUGGAAAAAAAAUAUGUCCUUGAUUUGUUUAACAUUCAUUAAGAACUGUGCUUGGUUGAGAUGGACACCCAAGUUGUCUAUGGGCUUCCACUUUUGGCAAAGCCAGCUCUUUGACAGUAUAUUACGUGCCAUUGUAAUAAUUGGAAUUUGUAAUUUGUUUACCCAUGGAGCACUUAGGAGUUCUUAAGAACUUGUUGAAAUGUGUCCAUGCAUUCCAGAUUGAAUUGGAAUUUGGAAGUGCUGGUUUUUGAGGAAAGGGGAAAACUGUACUACCCUGAGAAAAACCUCUUGGAGCAAGGAAGAGAACCAACAACAAACUCAACCCACAUAUGGUGUUGAUGCCAGGAUUCGAAACUGGGCCACAUUGGUGGGAGGCGAGUGCUCUCACCACUGCGCCACCUUUGCUCCCCCAUACCUUCCAGUCAUGAGCCCCCACACCAAUGCAACCAGGCACCUGUCACACUGAUUAACAGUGGAAAAGUAGAGUGGGGUAGGGGCGGGGUUAAAUGCACAAUCCAAAGGCUAAAUGAAGUGAAUGAACCAAAAAAAAUAAAAGUUGUGCUGUUGUAAACAAACGACUGUGCAUGAGCCACUAAACUGACCACUGACCCAAGGCUGUCAAAAAGUGUUUAAGAAGCAGGCUGAUAAUGAACAGUAGGUGGCUUUGGAACUUGCACCGAAGGCGCAAGUUCUUGAGGGCUGAGGUAUCUAGGGACAUUUUGAAAUUUAGAGUCUCAGAAAUGCCAUUUCUAGGGGUUUUCAAGAGGUAUUUUUCACUGCCGACGCCAUGUUGUUUCGUCAGAAUACAUGCUAGAACAGGAGCAAUACCGUCAAGAUGUCCCCACUGGAAGCAUUCCACGACGUCGCAUGGUUCGAACAUUUCACAGAUCUAAACCUGUUUAAAUACGCGUUCAGUGUCAUUCAAAACUGGGAAACAGAUGCUUUACAAAUUUUAUUCAAUGGUGCUUAUUUUUUGUUAGCAGUUGUGGUACAAGGAGAUAAAAGUAGCCUGGCUAAGGAUGGCUAAAUAGCCGGCACUUUUGGCUGGCCACUGGCCCUUAUUGACAGCCCUGCUGACCGACAACAGGAGACAGCACUCCUUGUUGUUAACUGUGUUAAUUUUCAUGUAUGACAUUGUUUACGUGGUAAAUUUCAAAAUUCUUUUUUUUGCAUCCAUUAUUUAAUUAAUUGUAUUAUUUUACUAUUGUAUUCUAUAACUGCAGCAAAGACAUCCUGAGUAGAUGGGCAUAUCCAAUAACUCCUGAUAACAGUGUGUUUUUUAUGGAUUUUUCGUUUUCAUUUGCACGGCACAAUGUUUACUUGGACAGUGAGUUAUCAUUAGCUAGGUAAGUGGGAUUAUUAAAAUGUUACAUACAUUAUUCAUUCAUGUGAGAAAAAGAAGUCAUACUGUAAGUCACAGUGAAUCUUUGGAUUUUUACAAUCCUUGUUAAUUGUGAAACUACAGUUGUUACCAUACCAGAGGGCAAGUUAAAUUAAUUUGCACUCAGGCAGUCCUCUAAGCUCAACUUUUCUCAAAGUCACCUUUUAGUGACUUAAAUUAUACUUAAAAAUGUUUGCCUGGUAUAACAUACCGGUUGCCAGAGGAAAGGACACAGUUACUCAAGCUGUGUUUGUAACAGAUUUACAUGUAAAAUAAGAGGUAUACCCUUACACCCUUGUCACAAAUGGCAACAAUUCGUUUAUUUUUCUAGAGACUGUGUGUUAGAAGAAAAUCUAUUAAUCAGUAAAGGGACUUCAGUGGGGGCUGGAACUGUCAUCACAAACUCUGUAAUAGGCAGAAAUUGUGUAAUAGGUGAGAUACUGUAAUUACUAUGGCCGCAUAUAGUCUGAGUGGUAUAAACCUUUACUGAAUUGACUCAGAAAACUUUACUAUUCCUAAGGAUCAACAUUUUUAUGCACCAUGGAUUGAUUAUUAGUUUUAUUAUUAGUUUAUUAACAGCAUAAACUCUAUUUUUGUCAUUAUGUGAUUGUUGUGUUGUUAAUUUUAGGUGACUUUGUUCAGCUUGAUGGUGUACAUCUGUGGGAUAAUGUGAGAAUUGAUGAUGGGUCCAAAAUAUCCAAAUCAAUUGUGUGCGCGAAUGUUCAUGUUAAGAGGUACUUUUUAUUAUUAGCCAGAGAAAACAGGUGACACUACCACUGGUUUCCCCGCCAAAUGCCAUCUGAGAAGCGAGCGCAAGAGUUCCAUACCGAUGACGCGUCACUACCCAGAUCCGGGUAGUGGUUCUGAUUGGUUGAAUCAAAUUUCCCAUGCAGAAUGACCAAUGAGAAGCACUACCCAGAUCUGGGUAGUGACGCGUCAUCAGUAUGGAAUUUGUGCACUCAUUUCUCAGACGUCAUUUGACUGGGAAACCAGUGGUAGUGUCGCCAAAUGUCAGCUGUUUCUUCAGGCUAUUUUUAUUGCAAAUGUAAUUUACUUUAAUUGUCCACGAUAAUAAUUAUGUUGAGGUAUUUUGUUAUCAGGUGAUAUUUCAUAAAAAUUUAAUACCAUACAUUAAGUCCUGCAUAUCAGGAUAAUUAUAAGAUUGCAACCUUCCAGGCUUACACUGUGCACCAACUUAUCAUCAUAGUUUAAAUUUGGCAAUCAAUUCUGUUUAGCUACUGAAUAGAUUGAGAAUGGAAGUAACAUUGUACUUCUCCAUAUAUUUAAAUUCAUAGUUUGUUCACACUAUUGGCUAUGCAAUUUUGAAUUUGGCGAAUAGUUCUAUUUUGUCUGGAUAUUAUUGAGAAUGGAAACAACACUGUACUUCUCCAUACACUUAACCUUUCUUUUCCGUAUGCACUAAUGGCUAUACAGUGAUAGGAAGAAGGAAGGAAUCUGUAUCCCCUGUGAUACCUUUUGGGCUCUGUCAACGAAGUUUAAAGUAUAGCUUAACAUUAAAGUAUAAAAUGACAACUAAGAAUACAUAGCUGGUCCGACUUUCUCCCCUUGGCCUGUACAGAAACACCAUAACUUCUCAAAAGCAAUGGCAUUUCAUACUAUCACAACAUUUUGGCCCUACUAUCCCCAGAAAACUUACAAUCAAAUUACAUGUAACUUGUUGUCAGUGAGGCAAUAUCAGUAAUACUGGAAAAAGGGAUGGCAAAGAAACAAUUAUUUUCUGUAUUGAAUUUACAUCAGAUGUACUAGAGAAGACUUGUGAGUUUCGAAGAGAUCUGGCCUCCACUCAUGGAAAUUUGAAUAUCUGAACUCUCACAUUUUCAAAGAAAUGUAUGCUGCAAGUGCUGUACCUGUUGGCAGCGCAUUCUUUGUUAGAAUUUAAGAAUUCAAUCUCUUCUACUUUCUUGCUUUCUUGGUUUUUAGCUGAUCAGCAUUGUAUCACUAGUAAAUGAGUACAAAUCCUAUGUUAUACAUGUAAAUGAGCAGCAGUGAUUGUUGAAGUUAAAACUGGAGAUAUAGAUAAGUGUGUGAUAUAGAUAUUAUUAUUACAUUAUGUACUUUAAAAAAAUACGUAUUUUAUAUUUUCCGUAUUUUAUAGACGUAGUCUCUGAUUGCUUUUUCUUUAAAUACUCUUGUAUCUCUCCUUGUUGUAGGAAUGUUACGAUCACAACGGGAUCAUUGAUUUCAUUUAAUGUAAGUCAUAGGUACAGUAAAAUGUAAUAAUCAUAUUACUAGAUUUUAAUUUACUGAAUUGGCUGACUAAUACUGUCUAAAUAUCACUGUUUUUUGUCCAGGUUGUGAUAGGACCCGAUAUAGUCCUUCCUCCCGGUGUGAAAAUAACACUAAAAAGACAGACAGAAGGCGAUGACUUUGGAAUGGAUGGACUUUCUCUUGAAGACAACCAAAGCGUAGGUAGGGUUCUCUCUUCUUUUUAACAUAUUUAAGGUUUCACUUACUUGCAAAGGCACUGGUCUUUUAGGCAAAUAACUUAAUUAUUAUAGUAAAAUAAUAAUAAUAAUGCAAAUAUUUAUACCGGAUAACCUUCAGUUCUAUUAAAAACAACUGUUAUCAAAAGGGUUCUGUAACUAAAUAAUAGAUAACUAAAAAAUAAAAAAUACAAUCGAAAGUGGAAAAUAAAAGAAACUAACACUAAGAAAACUAAGAUUCAAAAAUCAGCGACAACAGUUACAACAGUGAAAAAAGCGAAAACAGUGACAACAGUAACAACAGAGACAACAGUUACAACAGUGACAACAGCAACAACAGUGACAACGGCGACAACAGCAACAACAGUGACAACAGUGACAACAGAGACAACUGAGACAACAGCAACAACAGUUACAACAGUGACAACAGCAACAACAGUGACAACACUAACAACAGUGACAAGUGACCACAGCGAUAACAGUGACAGCAGCGACAAUGACGACAACAACGGUAAAAACGGUGACAACCAUGAGUACAGCGACAACAGUGACAGCAGCGGCAACACCGACAACAGUGACAACACCGACAACAGUGACAACAGUGACAAAGGCGACAACCGCGACAACAGUGACAACAGCGACAACAGCCACAACAGUGUAAGCAGCGACAACAGCGACAACAGUGACAAACAUUGACAACAGUGACAACAGUGACAACAGCGACAACAGUGACAACACCGACAAAGUGACAAAAGCGACAACAGCAACAACAGCGACAACAGCGACAAUAGCAACAACAGCGACAACUCCGACAACAGUGACAACACCGACAACAGUGACAAAAGCGACAACAGCAACAACAGCGACAACAGCGACAACAGAGACAAAAGAGAUAGCAACAACAGCGACAACACCGACAACAGUGACAACACCGACAACAGUGACAACAGCGACAACAGCAACAACAGCGACAACAGCGACAACAGUGACAAAAGAGACAACAGCGAAAACAGUCACAGCAGCGGCAACAGUGACAAAAGCGACAACAGCAACAAAAGUGACAACAGCAACAACAGUGACAACAACGAAAACAUCGACAACAAUAACAACAGUGACAACAUCGACAACAGUGACAACAGUGACAACAGCGAGAACAUCGACAACAGUGACAUCAGUGAGAACACCGACAAAAACGACAACAGUGACAAUAGCGACAACAAUGACAACAGUGACAACAGCGACAACAGUGACAACGGCGACAAUAAGGACAACAGUGACAACAGAGACAACAGCAACAACAGUGACAACAGUAAGAACAGCGACCACAGUGACAACACCAACAACAGUGACAAGUGACAACAGCGACAACAGUGACAACAGCGACAACAGCGAAACGAUGACAACAACGGCAAUGGUGACAACAGUGACAACCAUGAGUACAGCGACAACAGUGACAGCAGCGGCAACACCGACAACGGUGCCAACAGCAACAACAGCGACAGCAGUGAUAACAACGACAACAGUGACAACAGUGAUAACAGUGACAACAGUGACAACAGCCACGACAGUCACUACAGUGACAACAUUGACAACAGCGAGAACAUUGACAGCAGUGACAACAGUGACAACAGCAACAUUAGUGACAACGGCGACAACAGCGACAACAGUGACAAAAGAGACAACAGCGACAACAGUAACAACAGUGACAAAAACGACAACAACGACAACAACGGCAACGGUGACAACAGUGACAACCAUGAGUAGAGCAAGAACAGUGACAACGGCGACAACAGCGACAGCAGCGACAACAGUAACAACACUGACAAUAGCGACAACGGUGACAACAGUGACAACACCGACAACAACGACAAUAGCGAGAACAGUGACAACAGCGACAAUAGUGACAACAGUCACAACAGUCACAACAGCGACAACAGUGACAACUUCGACAACAGCAACAACUGUGACAACAGUCUCAACAGCAACAUUGGUGACAACUGUUACAACAGUGACAACAGAAACAACAGCGACAACAGUGACAACAGUGACAACAGCGACAACUGUGACAACAGUGGCAACAGCAACAAUGGUGACAACUGUUACAACAGUGACAAGGGCAACAACAGCGACAACAGUGACAGCAGCGACAACACUAACAACAGCGAGAACAGGGAAAAUAGUUACAACAGUGACAACAGCAACAGUGACAAGAGACAACAGCAACAACAUUCACAACAGUGACAACAGCAACAACAGUGACAACGGCGACAACGAUGACAACCGCAACGGUGACAAUCAUGAGUACAGUGACAACAGUGACAACAGCGACAACAGCGUCAACAGGGAAAACAGUUACAACAGUGAGAACAGCGACAACAGUGAACAGCAACAACAGGGACAAUAUUAACAACAGUGAGAACAGCGACAAAAGUGACUACAGUAACAACAGCAACAAGAGUGACAGCAGUGACAACAGUGACAACAGUGACCACAGCGACAACAGUGACAGCACUGAGAACAGCGAUAGCAGUGAUAACAUUGACCUCAACGACAAGUGAUAACAGUGACAAAAGUGACAACAGCGACAACGGUGACAACAGUUACAACAUUACCAACCGCGACAACAGUGACAACAGCGACAACAAUGACAAUGGUGACAACAACGACAAAUGACAACAUUUACAACAGCGACAUCAGUAACAACAGCGACAACGGUGACUACAGAGACAACACUGACAACAGCGACAACAGGGACAAGAGCCACAACAGUGACAACAUUGACAACAGCAACAACAGCGACAACAGUGACAACAGUGUUAACAGUAACAAUAGCGACAACAGUGGCAACAACGCUAGCAGCGACAACAGUGACAACAGCAACAUCAGCAACUACAGUGACAACAGCCACAACAGUGACAACAACGACAAGUGACAACAGUCACAACAGCCACAACAGCUACAACAGCAACAACAUUGACAACUGUGACAACAACGACAACAGUGACAAGAGCAACAACAGCAACAAAAGCGACAACAGCGACAACAGUGACAACAGCCAGAACAGUGAGAACGACGACAACAGUGACAACAUUAACAACAACAGCAACAAGCCACAACAGUGACAGCAGUGACAACAGUGACAAUAGUGACAACAAAGAGAACGGUGACAACAACAACAACAGUGACAAUAAUGAUCAUUUCUGGGUAAAAUCUUAUCAUUAGCGUAAGUUUGUUUUUGUUUUUAUGUCGCAGGCUUUAAUCCUGAUGUAGUAGGCACUGAGGGACAAGGGUUUAUUUGGGAUGCUGGCGGUGACUCUGAUGACGAACGGGAGCAAGUCGGUGAUAUCUGGGGUGAGUGAGAGAAGCAACUGCUAUCGCUCUUACAGUAAUGUUACGAGUAGCCUUUGUUAUUUCUCAUAUGUAUUAGACCUUAAUCACCUUAUAACCUUAACGAAAAACGGUAAAACGGCCAAGAUGCUCAAACGGUUGCUUGAUUGUACCCGAGCACGAUGAUACAUUAAAGUUUCUUGUUAUGUUUUUUGUGUAUGUUGAAGUAUCGAUCUUCACGUUGUAAAGGGCCAGCUAUUAUAGUCAUGUUAUUAUCUCUGCCUUUUGUCGUAAACUCCCUAGUAGCAGCAGGCCAGCAGGUAAAACACACAGACGGUGGAAUAUCGUCUCGUCGAGGAAAGGCGAGGCGCGCGUGAUCUGUUUUUCACUUGCGCCAGUAAAUGUAUCUUUGCAAAAACUGAGAGUUGUAAGAGUCCUUUUACGUAAUAGUGAGCUUUAGAUUUGAGUAAGAGUGGGACUUCCGAAUUUCAAACCAGCUCUUUCCCACUCAUUAGCCUGCGAAGCAAACGUUUCCGCUCGAUUUACUCUCUUUUUUGCUCUAUUUUCAACUUUCUCGACAAACUCGCUAGCAGAUGCUUUCUCCGCGUAGACUACCCACUCAAUCCUCUAAUAAUGCUAAUCAGAACAUGGAGUGACAUAUACAUGCAAAGGGGACCAAAGAGGGAACCAUUGUGUCUCGGGUUUAAGUCUCGGCAUCGACUGAAUGUGUGUUGAGUUUAUUAUUGGCUCUCGCCUUUUGUCGGGUCAGGUUCUUCCUUUUACCCCUUUGCUCAAAAAUCAGCAUUUCCAAAUUCCAAUUCGGUCAGAAAUCGUAGACAAAGAAGUACAUUGUGAAUGUGCUCCUCGGAAAUCAUUACCUAGUCAUUUAUUACUUUUUUAUAGCUCACAGAGAGCGUUUAUGUGAACUUAGUGGCAUGAAUGCGAAUAGGUGACGUUGUAUUCACUGGCGUUUAUAGGUAUAGAGAGGAUAAGCUCCAGUGAAGAUGAGGUAAGCUCAGAAUUCAGUGAAGACCAGUCUCCGCCUGGAAGCCCACCGCCUGAAGACGGCAGAUGUGAGUACUAGUUUAUCAUAUUUUGUUGGUAAGCUUCGCAAAAAGCGCUUCAAUCCGGCUUAGUGUCCUUAAAAUGUCCUGCUUGUUGACGGACGAUUGCUGUGAUCGUGAAAAUUGCGAGCGUUCAAAUCCCAGCGUUUAUUAUUUUUCCCAGAAUUCAAUGCACUCUAGUAAGGUAAUGACGUCAGGUCCAGCAUUUUUAAUAGGCGACUGAGCGCUCAGUUGGUGUUAUAUGGAAAUAAGUCAAUCGCGCUGAACGUUUCAGGAAGUUAGGAACGAGCCUGACGACCCUAUGGAAAUCAGACUUUUCUUGUAGAACUUUCAGUGUAAUUUGGCGACCAGGGGUCAAUUUAAUAAAACUUUUACUAGUGUAAUUUACAAUUGGAGCCAUUGUUUUCAGACUCGAAAACAAUGGCUGCACUUGUAAACUGACCCCAUCUAAUGAGGUCUUCAAUGAAACUACUUUUGUAGUCGAGUUUGCAAAUUGUCAAUGUAUAAAUAUUUGCGAAGAAAUGGCGUUUAAUUUGUGAUUAUUUAACUAACGUCCAGUAAGCCAAAAAAAAAUCGAUUAAAAGAAUAUUGUCAGACAAUGUAGGUAACAAGGUACUUUGAUAACUAUGGUUCACUCCGUUGUUUUAACUCCAGUGUUCUAUACUGAGGUGCUCGAGUCCAUAAGGCAUGGAGUCGCUGAUCACGUGGAUCCUGAGAACAUUAUACUCGAGGUUAAUGCGUCUAAGUAAGUCAAUUCAAUCGAUUAAUAGUACAGUCAAACUACAGUCCACUCCAGAUACCGUUUCUCUCUUGGUCUUUUUCCUUUCACUGGGACUGUGUUCUGCAGGCGAAAGUAACAGCCUUGCCCAUGGCUUUUAGCUCUUGUUCAACUUAAGCAACUUUACUUCAUGUUUAAAGUCCCUGCAGAGCACGUGUUUUAAGGUUCUGGCGUUGAAGAGAGUCCUGUUAACGUGUGGAUGGAAGGCUAUAAUGGAGGAAAACAUCUCCGUUUUUAAACAAUAUCCGGACACGUUAGGACGGGGCCCUAAUCAGGGACACAUUACGGGUUACUGAUGAAAAUUGUGCACGGUAGGCGCGGCGGGAUUCGCAGGUAGACAGAUCACUGCCAUAUAUUCAAUGCCACCGAUUGUUACUUCGUUGGUACGACAAUUGGCAUACGCUCAAGGGAUGAUUAUACGUUUCUGGAAAACUCACCACCUCCCCCCCACCCCACCCCUAAGCCAACAUUUUGCCCUCGGUGACAAGUAAGUCUUAAUGUUGACUUAGGGGAGGAGUAGGUGGGCAGUUUCCCAGAAACGUAUAACGAUCCCGCUCAAGUUGGUUUUUGUUCAUCAAUGAAUUGAGAGUCUUUAAUGUUUACUUUGUCCGGAAAUCAUGUCUGACCACAUGGAAGAUUUUUUUGGUCGCUCGUCAAUUUUAGUCGGACUUUUUCCGAUGACCGACUGUUAUUUGCAACUCUGCUGAUAAGGUGGAUACUGUUUCGUAAGAAGCAACCUCGUUACCAGGAUACAUGUACUCGUUCCCUUCUCUCGUCCCGGGGGACGAGUAAGGAGAAGAUCCUAGAACUAAGGUUGGGUGUGGAGCUGUUUAAUAUUAGUGUAUUUUGCUUGCUUUUAAAUAUACCUCAUUAGCUUGUGUGUUUUGUUUUCUCAAUAGAGGUCCCGGGGGAACUUGACCCUUUGUCUUUUCGUAAAUUAUGCGUACAUAUGCACGUGAAUAAAACGAAAUUUGAAAGAAACAAUUCCCUAGAGUAUUAUGACAUGACUUUUCUUGGGAAAACAAAAGGUACAAGCUAAAGAGGUCUAUUGUAGGUCAACCAUCUGUGCACGAGCAAAGCCCCUUUUUUCUCCUUGAAUGAGGAAUAGAAAACCAAGCACUGCCUAAAUCGCGAUCAGCCUUUGAAGUCGCCGAAGCCCGAACUCCUGGACUAGUCAAAUCUUGUUCUCUAUCGCCAAACUUGCUUUUCGAGUGCGAUCGUCGGUUUACACAAUAAACCGAUGUUCAUAACGGAGCCCUCUGUACCCAGCGCAUGGCUAUUAGGCCUGGGUUCGAAACUGUAUCCCAGCAACAAGCAGCGCAUGCUCAAUAAAAAUCUUGCUCGAGUAAAGAAGGCUUGUUAGUAGGGUGCCAUCUGGUCAUUGCUUUUUUGUAAGUCGUUGUCAUGGUACGUAAUGUAAAACUCAUGCUUCCUGUGUUGUUACUGCAGGUUCGCUUAUAACGUGACGUUUCAUGAGUUAAACCAGGCAGUGAUCAAGUCUUUACUGGAAUCGUCACUGCAUGAUUCCUCUUUAUCGAAACAAGAUAUGUCCAAAAAUCUUAAAAAGGUACAUUGUGUCAGUUAACCUGGGGUGCUUACCAUUUACUAAAACCACCCGGGCGAAAAUCUUGCGCAUAAACAUAAAACUGUUAAGGGAGGGACGUGGUGGGAAAACGAACCGCUACCACAAAGUAUGUGCAAAUCAGCUGAACAGUCCAUAUUGUCUAAAGCUUCCCAAACGGAAUGGCGCAAACCAUUUGAUUUUCCAACCGGAAUUUUAGGUUUUCCCAUGAUAAUGGUAAGUACCCCUGGUUAAGUUGUGUUCUUAUCAGAGAGAAAUUCCUCCCCCCCCUCCCCCCCCCCAAUCAGUUUUUAACCGUCACCGGCGUGGCUUAACUUCUGUGCAACACAGACUUUAGCGAGGGUUUGCGAGAUACGUGUUUCUUAGGAUUAAUCUAGCCAAUAAAGCGUCUUUAUGCGCUAAGGAACUUAACGUUAGCGAAGAAUUUACUUGUAAAUGAUCAAAUCCCAGCUUUGUAUCGAACAAAUGUCUCUCCCAAAGAAUUAUAUCAAACGUUAUACACAACUAAAUGAACUUUGAAAAAUUGUUAGGCUAACAAGUUGUUAAAACCCGCAAUUGCCAUCCUUUUUAAUCUUCUUCAAGUUUGUCCAUCCGUGCCUUCCUUUUAAUUUUCUGUGUAAUUUAUUCUUUCUUUGAAUAUUUUAAAGGGUUUUUCAGUGUUAAACUCAAUUUGGUGGAAACUCCCACUGUUUGAAUUUUGAUAAGUUGAAAAAUUAAGAUUAAACUUCUUUAACUUUCUAGGCCUUCAUGUUGUAAGUCCCAAAAUCAGUGUUUUUCUCUCACGAGUUGUUGCCGGACUCUUGAGCCUGAAGGCGAGAGUUGUUGCAGCUAACUGUUUUUAUUGCGUUUGUUUUCAGGCUACAGAGCAUCUUCUGCCGAUCGUUUCUAACUACAUUAAGACGGCUGAUAGUCAAAGAGAUGCAUUGAACGCCACAGAGGUAACAAAGAGUUUGUUUAAAGUGCUUUCAAAGUUCGUGGCAAACCAGCCGGAUUGACCAGUUUCCAAAAGAUGUUGUGGAGAUUGAGAGCUUUUAGAUAAUCUAUUUAAAAUUUUGAUAAAAAUUCUAGUUUGUUUAAACCUCGUUAAAUGUCCUGAUUGUACGCAUUUAAUGUUGUAAUGUCUUCUACCAUAGUUAAACUAUUUCUUGUAUAGCUGGGAUAGGUCUCUUCUCUAAGACGCCCCUCUGCAGACUCUUCUCAAACUUACUUUAGACGCUCCGCAUUAGCAUAUUCCGUACCUUGUAUAAUGUUUCCGUUCCCUUCCAGAAAAAAAAAAUUGAUUUGUCAUUUCGCGGUGAAUUAAAUCGGUGUUAAGACGCUAUAACGUGGGAUUUCGUUGACCUUGUCACGGAAAAUGCUUGGUAACUCGCUUUGUGGUUUUCGUCCCUUACAUUUAACGGAGGUUUCUUGCUUGUCGAUUUAUCAGGUUUCGGUUGUUCCAAAGUUGGAUGCAACUAUCUAGAGGAUAGGUCUUUGAUAGACCAUUGUCAUGAUUACGUCAUUUGGCUUCAAUUACCACAAUUCAUUUCGUCUUUUCAUUUCCUGUUUCAAUUGACUAAUACUUGGAACGUGUAGAUUCAGUAACAAAAGAGAAAACAAGAUCUUGAAGGAGUGUGCAGAUGGCCUUUUCGUUUCUCAAACACUUACCCACUGAAUAUUGAUUUAUCCGGUAGAUAGCGCUAUCCAACUUAGCUCAACUUUGAACUACCUGGGCAAGGAAUCUAAUCGCAUCGUACAUUGGGUUAUGGAGAGUUGCAACCCCAACUACUUUCAUUUUUGUAUUUGUUUAUGUUAGGAGUUUUUCCUGCAAGCCAUGUGGGCAGCUCCCGUGUCCCAGAUUUUCCUUCACUAUUUGUACGAUAAAGAAAUCCUUGAAGAGUCUGUGAUUCUUCAGUGGUUUUCCCGCAAGUCCACGGGAGUAGAGGACAGCGGUCUCGAACCACAGCGUAAACAUUUGCGACAACAGGUACGUCAGUGACUAUGCGAGUGUAUUAGCGAGUGUAGAGUGUUUUCUUUUGUAAUUAAUGUGUUAAUGCAUAUAUGUUAUGCUAACCAUUAGAGCUUUAGAACACUAAACUGGUUAACUCUAAAGAGUUGCCAGUCAUUUUCUACUCUUAGCUUUCUUGGAUCAACUCGCAAGGUGACAGGGGUCUUUGUCGAUUCCAAAGAAUGAGUAAUGCCCCAUUCACACCAACUAAACAUGUUUAAUUUAACCAGGUUUUAAGAAUGAAAUACAGACACGGAAGACUGGAACACAGGUUUUCGCACAGGAUUGAAAUGAAAUUCAACAUGGUUUGUUAUUUGCAAUAAAUUUGCAAUCAACUUAAGUCAGUAGACAGCUUUUAUGAAGGAACAAUUUUAAACCGUGUUUAAUUAAACAGGACAGCUUUUAAAUACGUCUAAGCUUUGUUGUGAAUGGGGCUUGUGUCUUGCUUAUGUCAUUAAAGAAAGAGACUACCCGCAAAGAAAUAGUUACGUCGGAGAAGAAAUAGCUCGUUCUCUGACAUAGAUUGUUUCCUGCCUUUGUUUUGUUUUGUUUGCUUGUUUUUUCCUUUUCUAUCACGAGCUCUUCUCACUGGGGGCUAUGUUAAGAUUUACUUACACCAACCAGACUAUUUAGCGCUCUGUCCGGGUUCGAUUCCAAGCCGCGCUUACACUCAGGGUCUGAAAAUAACUGAGGAGAAUAUGCUGUCUUUGUUCUGUUAUUUACAAAUGAUUAGAUAUUUCGUGUCUUCUUCAAUAAAGACGACAAACUUUCACUCCUAGUGAUAUGGCUUCUUCUUUUCAUAAAGAGUAGGGCACUAAGACCCAGCUAGUGAGGUCAACCUUAAGCUGCUAUGACACUGCCUCCUUUAGUGCAAACCGAUUCAGGACUACUUUUCUAUUGUUUGGUUGACAGAUCUCUCCAUUUAUUACGUGGUUACAAGAAGCAGAAGAAGAAAGUGAUGAAGAUGAUGAUGAUGAUGAUGACGACGAGGACGAAUGA